CUUUCUAAUAGCUCCUGCACCUGUAACCAAACCAGAGUCAUAGGAAGACUAACACCUAUUAUCACACGGACGGGAAAUAUAAUAUUGCUUCCUACUUGAGAAAGACUUCCCUGAUAUAAGGUGCAUCUCUGAUCAAGCAAGGGUAGCUCUGUUCUUAUUCUCUUGCUAUUGCCCUCUUGUUUGGCAACUAACUAGCCGAGCAACACGGGCUCUUUACUUCAUAUAAAGAGAAUGAGGAUCCCUACUUGACUGAUAACUUACUCGAAGGUGCAUUUGAUCUUGCUGUCCUGUGUCGAAGGUUGGGUGUUAAUUAAAAUCACACUUUUUAAUAAUUUAUUUUUCGGAUGGACAUAAAAGAAAAGGGUAAGAUUUCCAAAAGCUAUUUACGUAGGAGAAUAAGUCAUCGCUUGCGGCUCCCGCUUUCAAUUAAAGGGGCAGGGCAUCUUUCUGUUGCCGGUUAGGUUAACCUCAAAAGUUCAAUAGGAUAAGCUGCUAGCUCUAACCGAACUCUCGGGUAUAUAUAAGUCCGACGAAAGACAACCCGCUUCUCAAAGGCGAGGUUCUGAAAGAAAGCAAGCGGUGCACUUAAAUCUAAUUAAAUCUAAAUAGGGUGGUAUGGGCGAGAAAGAUAAAGCGAAGAUCUAGACAAAAGACCUACUCGAUGGGAAUUAGCCAAUGUGUGCUCCUAAAGUUAGAAAACGUCCCGGCAAGAGCUGUCAGAAUUCACCCCAUAAGGUAAAUUACCCUUUCUCUUGUGCCUGCAUUCGCUAUUCCUAUUCCGCGAAAGCUUUUAUGCCUAGCCCCAAAAAACCCAAACGAAAGGGUGCGGAGAAUAAUAGGGAGCCCGAGGUGCCCCACUUCAAAAAGGGGGAGAUUCAGGAGCUUGCAGCCCAAAACCGUACAGCUCAUAAAAUCAAAGAACUGCUGGAGACCCGGUGGGUAGGUUCUUAUCAAAAGAUCCCGACCCUCGAGAGUAUAAAGCGGGCUGUCACGGAACUGGGCUACGACCCGAGAGCCAUAUUUGGUUCUCUCGAGCCCAGCAAGGGGAAGUAUUCAACAAUUUUUCUUUGAAUAUAAAAGAAAAUUCUUGAAUUGCGCAAGUACUAAUAAUAGUAAAAAUUGAUCUUCUAAGAGAUCGACGCGAAACCUAAUCCACCUACCCGCUCAUCAAUCACGGUGUUCAGCUUACUUGCACGGAUAGACCCCUAUUGUCUUGGAAUUAGGCGCCCAUCUUUUGACUGUUGUCAGCUAAUCUCUUCAACGUUCGAUUAUACUCUAUGUUAGAAUAUUUCUGUGAAUGCUAUUCUGAUCUAAGUGGUCCUAUUCUGUGUCCCGUGCUAGGAAGCAUUACUCCUCUUUUCAUUCCAAAUUCAAGAAUACGGCCGAUACGAUUGAUUGGUCUGUGUGCCUCUCUUAUUACUUUUUUGUAUCCCCCUGUUCUUCGGAUACAAUUCGAUCCUUCUACGGCCAAAUCUCAAUUUGUGGAAAGCCUUCGAUGGCUUCCUUAUGAAAACAUUCAUUUUUAUUUGGGUAUAGACGGUAUCUCUUUAUUCUUCGUGAUAUUGACCACAUUUCUGAUCCCUAUUUGCAUUUCAGUGGGCUGGUCUGGUAUGAGAAGUUAUGGGAAAGAGUAUAUUACAGCAUCUCUAAUUCGUGAAUUUCUAAUGAUCGCCGUGUUCCGCAUGCUGGAUCCUCUACUAUUCUAUGUUUUUCCCGAAAGCGUGCCAAUCCCGUCUACCAUUAUUAUAGGGGUAUGGGGUUCGAGACAAAGAAAGAUCAAGGCAGCAUAUCAGUUUUUCCUUUAUACUUUACUUGGAUCUGUUUUUAUGCUAUUAGCUAUUCUGUUGAUUCUUCUCCAAACAGGAACCACCGAUUUACAAAUAUCAUUAACCACAGAAUUUAGUGAGCGGCGCCAAAUCUUUCUAUGGAUUGCUUCUUUCGCCUCUUUCGCCGUCAAAGUGCCUAUGGUACCAGUUCAUAUUUGGUCACCCGAAGCUCAUGUAGAGGCGCCUACGGCAGGAUCCGUCAUCUUGGCAGGAAUUCCUUUAAAAUUGGGAACCUACGGGUUUUUAAGAUUUUCAAUACCCAUGUUUCCCGAAGCAACACUUUGUUCCACUCCUUUCAUUUAUACUUCAAGCGCGAUUGCUAUAAUAUAUACUUCCUCGACCACUUUAAGACAGAUCGAUCUUAAGAAGAUCAUUGCUUACUCCCCAGUAGCUCAUAUGAAUCUGGUGACUAUUGGUAUGUUUAGUUCGAACAUACAGGGAAUUGGAGGUAGCAUUCCACCGAUGUCAAGUCAUGGACUGGUUCCCUCAGCCCUUUUUCUAUGUGUUGGUGUUCUAUAUGACCGACAUAAGACUCGACUUGUUAGAUAUUACGGAGGUUCAGUGAGCACCAUGCCGAAUCUCCCUACCAUUUUCUUCUCUUCCACUUUGGCCAAUAUGAGUUCACCUGGUACUAGCAGCUUUAUCGGGGAAUUUCUCAUCUUAGUAGGAGCUUUCCAAAGAAAUAGCUUAGUAGCCACAUUAGCAGCGCUUGGGAUGAUUUUAGGUGCGGCGUAUUCCCUUUGGCUAUAUAAUCGUGCGGUUUCUGGGAAUUUAAAACCCGAUUUCCUCCAUAAAUUCUCCGAUCCAAAUGGCAGAGAAGUUUCCAUAUUUAUACCUUUUCUUGUUGGACUUGUUCGGAUGGGUGUUCACCCCAAAGUGUUCCCGGACCGCAUGCAUACAUCCGUAAGUAACUUAGUGCAACAUGGCAAAUUUAAUUGAUAGGAAUCACCAAAGAAAAGAAAGCGGCG
Messenger RNA from Daucus carota subsp. sativus, 2794 nucleotides. RefSeq names its product NADH-ubiquinone oxidoreductase chain 4. NCBI's taxonomy places the organism in Eukaryota, Viridiplantae, Streptophyta, Magnoliopsida, Apiales, Apiaceae. The record is from RefSeq and is a predicted model, not a curated record. Bases 1278 to 2765 code for a protein of 495 amino acids. The transcript has 4 exons. Gene Ontology annotation, molecular function: ubiquinone binding; NADH dehydrogenase (ubiquinone) activity. Gene Ontology annotation, cellular component: respiratory chain complex I. Gene Ontology annotation, biological process: aerobic respiration; ATP synthesis coupled electron transport; electron transport coupled proton transport.